This is a messenger RNA of Colletotrichum chrysophilum, 954 nucleotides long. RefSeq lists its product as uncharacterized. The record is from RefSeq and is a predicted model, not a curated record. The transcript has a single exon. The coding region runs from base 1 to 954 and encodes 317 amino acids. Gene Ontology annotation, molecular function: catalytic activity. Lineage: Eukaryota; Fungi; Ascomycota; Sordariomycetes; Glomerellales; Glomerellaceae. Gene Ontology annotation, biological process: nucleoside metabolic process.
AUGACGCAGGAACGUAGCCGCGACGACUACAAGGUGGCAUGGAUCUGUCCGCUGGAGGUCGAGCAGAUCGCAGCGAUGGAGAUGCUGGACGAGGAACAUCCCGCACUUCCGAAGCCCCCAGCAGACCACAACGUGUACAGCCUUGGGAGCAUCAACGGCCACAAUAUCGUUAUCGCAGGUCUACACCAGCCUGGCAACUGCCCCGCGGCUACGGUUGUGGCGCAGAUGAGGAUGACGUUUCCCAACUUACGCUUUGGUCUCUUGGUCGGUAUUGGUGGUGGAGUUCCCGUUCAGACGGAUAAUGGGAUAAUACGACUGGGUCAUGUGGUUGUGAGCAAGCCUGCAGGUGGACACUCCGGCGCUCUACAGUACGAUCAUGGAAAAGCUAAAGACGGUCACUUCGAGCGGACAGGUGCUCUGGCACCACCGCCGGCUGUCCUUCUCAAUGCCGCGCAAGCGCUAGCAGUGCAGCGGGCGAGGCUAGGUGUUGAUCCAGUGCAGCAGAACGCCCGUCGAAUCGACAUAACAAGCCGUGGCCUUCGACGAUUCCAGUACCCCGGCGAGCGGCACGAUCAUCUCUUUCCACCAGACUACAUCCACCAGCAUCAAAGAGUAUCCUGCGCCACUGAUUGCGAUCCAUCGAAGCGUAUCCCUCGAACGAGCGAUGAUGACGACACGUUUGUUAUUGUGCACAGGGGCAAUAUCGCAUCUGGAGAGCUGGUGGUGAAGGAUGCCUUACUAAGGGAUACACUAGCUCAGCAGCACGGACUGUUGUGCUUUGAGAUGGAGGCUGCUGGGGCGAUCGCUGACUUUCCCUGCCUUGUUGUCCGCGGCAUCUCGGACUACUGCGACUCGCACAAGAACGACAUGUGGCACGGAUAUGCGGCAGCUGUGGCAGCAGCGUAUGCUCGACAGCUCUUCUUCCACUUGCCGGUAGAUGAGGUGCAGCGGUAA